AUGUCAGACCUGAAGCUACCAAAUCGAAGCUUAGCUGCUGUUAUAACUGAGGCAGGCAUCUGCCUUACACUGAACAUCACAAGCAUCAUUGGAAACAGUCUGGUUUGUAUAGCAGCAUACAGAAACCCAAACCUGCGAUCAACCACCAACCUGUAUAUCAUUGCUUUAGCAGUCAGCGAUUUGUUGUGCGCAACAAUUGAAAUGCCUUUAGCUUCUUCAACGCUUGUUAUUGGUAGAUGGGACUUUGGCGACGUCGUAUGCGAAAUUCAAGGCUUUGUUGAUGUAUUCACCACAUACGCGACCCCAGCAACCCUUGGUUUGACAGCAGUCAACCGCUAUGUGAAAAUUGUGAAGACGGCGAAACAUAAGAAAUAUUUUUCGCCCCUCAGAUCCAAAAUUUGGUUGUUUUGCGUUUGGACUUUUCUUGUGCUUUACCUUUUGACUGGUCGAACGACAAAUUUUCUCAGUUUUGAAUUCGUACCUGGCUUUGACGUGUGCGCCCUCGGUUUCGCAAAUCAGAGGGUUCGAGUCGUUCAUUUUUGCAUAACAUUCGCAUUGUUUUUCAUUGUACCGCUAUGCAGUGGUAUAUUCAGCUACUACAAGGUAUUAUCCACUACCCAUCAACAUCAAUUGAACACAGCUCCAUCGCUCGGCGACAGGACUAAUUGUGGAGGAAGAAGUUCAUUGAAGGAGAUACACGCUACUCGAGUCUUGUUGUACGUGGCCGCUGGAUUUUUGUGUUGCUGGAUACCAAUGUGGGCAUUCAUCCUUUGGAAGCGUUUCUCUCCAGAAACCUGUCCUAGAAGAGCAGCAAUUCUCGUCACGUUUUUCCUUUUUCUGAGCGCUACAAUAAAUCCUUUUAUUUACGCUUUCACAAAUUGUGGGUUCCAA
Molecule: messenger RNA, 891 nt
Organism: Pocillopora meandrina
Lineage: Eukaryota; Metazoa; Cnidaria; Anthozoa; Scleractinia; Pocilloporidae
Source: the annotation of a GenBank genome assembly